UUAUUUCCCGCCCCGUAGGCGUUUCUAAGAAUCUGAUUGGCUUGCUGUUUCACAUUGUACUUUGGAAUUGUACGCCGAUUGGCUUUCGAGUGUGCUCGUCACUGUCCGCGCAGACUAAUGAUCCAAUAGAACAUCACCAGACAAAGAGACCGCCUAAACGUUUGACGAAAUGGAUUUAAUGUUGUUUUGGAAAGCUGAAUAUGUUAUGUUAACUACAAGUACUGUAGGAUAAAACAUCAGCAAGGCCAUGAACGAAUCCUCACACACGUUAAUAGAGAAAUCAUUUACAUUUCAGGACUGUGAAGACUCCUUAACUGUGUCUAUCCCUGAGGUUCUUGAUUCACAAUAUGGCAUGUAUGUGUGGCCCUGUGCGGUGGUGCUAUCACAGUAUGUGUGGAUGGCAAGAGAGGAACUACAGAACAAGACUGUUCUUGAGCUCGGCGCCGGGGUGGGUUUGCCAGGUGUGGUGGCUGGCAGGUGUGGAGCGCGUGUGAUGCUGUCAGACAGUGCCGAACUGCCCCUCUGUCUGAGGAACUGCAGGCGCUCCUGUGACGCCAACAGCCUGCCCGAUGUGCCUGUGAUCGGACUCACCUGGGGACAGGUGUCGCCGGAGCUCCUCUCGCUGACCCCGCUGGACAUCAUCCUGGGCUCAGAUGUCUUCUAUGAACCUGAAGAUUUUGAAGACGUGCUCGUGACCAUCUCCUUUCUCAUAAGGAGAAACCCUCAUGCUCAGUUCUGGACUACAUACCAGGAGAGAAGUGCGGACUGGUCCAUCGAGGCUUUGUUACACAAGUGGGAUCUGAAGUGCAUCAAUGUCCCACUCGAAAUAUUUGAGGCAAACAAAAACCAUCUUGCUGGAUCAACACUUCCUGGGAAUCAUACUGUACAAAUGAUGAUUAUAACAAGAACGGGGUUGUAAUGAGAAACUUGUACAAAUCUUUUCCUAAACAGUCCUUUCCAAUAUCACAUGUCCUGAUAAUCUUCUGUUCUACAUUUUAAUCCUUCACUUGAAAAUGCCAGAUUACAGAAAUAAAACAGGUUUAUGGUGACAGAUUAUGCCAAUAUACACUAUAGGGCAUGAUUUAGUUAAGUAUCAUUGAGAUACUAUUAAAUUUAUCAAUAUUUUAGAUUUUUAUUUUAAUUAAUUUAAGUUUUAGUAAUUUUGUUGUGCAUUUGUAUUAUUAUUUUUUUAAAUUCAUCAUUUCAGUGUUUUUAUUACAACUUAAAAUGAAUUAAAAUUGGCUUGGCAACUAGCUGAAACAAAAUAAGUUGAUCACAUAUUUAAAGUUUAACCUCAUCCUUCCCAAGA
Molecule: messenger RNA, 1309 nt
Organism: Pimephales promelas (fathead minnow)
Lineage: Eukaryota; Metazoa; Chordata; Actinopteri; Cypriniformes; Leuciscidae
Gene: mettl23
Product: methyltransferase 23, arginine
Cellular component (GO): cytoplasm; nucleus
Source: RefSeq, a predicted model, not a curated record